Molecule: messenger RNA, 1023 nt
Organism: Penicillium canariense
Lineage: Eukaryota; Fungi; Ascomycota; Eurotiomycetes; Eurotiales; Aspergillaceae
Exons: 2
Coding region: 1-1023 (340 amino acids)
Source: RefSeq, a predicted model, not a curated record
AUGCCACCCCCUCGUACCACCGCUAUACUCCUUCAAUCACCACACACAGCCAGUCGUACCUCGGCUCCGCGCCAUGUGAGCAGCAAUCGCUACCACAGCCUCACCAGUCACUGCACGCAGCACACGCGACCAACACGGCUGCAAACCAGACAGCAGCUCUACUACGCAGCACGACCAACUAUAUUAGUCUAUACCAUCUCAACGACCGCAUUUUUCCUCCAGGAACACAAUUACUAUGAGAUCCUGGAUCUGCCAGUGACAGCCACCGCGGCCGAGAUCAAGAAACAAUUCUACGCGCUCUCCCUCCGCCACCACCCUGACCGCAACCGCGACGACCCCGACGCCAGCCAACGGUUUGCCAAAAUCUCCUCCGCCUAUAACGUACUCGGCAACACGCAGAAGCGCUCCAUCUACGAUCGCGACCACGGCUUCCACCAUGCACACCACCGCGCCCCGACGGGUAGCCACAGCAGCCACAGCGCGAACCUGCACCACAAGGCCAGCUACGCGGGUUCGCGGCCGCCGAGCGGGCUGAGCAAGCGCCGAGGCACAUUCCAUGGGCCGCCGCCAAGUUUCUACGCGCAGGGUGGGUACGGGGAUACUGGGCGGACGGGCGAUGGGUAUGCAGCUGGUAAGGCUGGGGUGGGAGCUGAUGGGAAGGGCGGGGGAGGCGGAGGUGGAGAGGGUACUGGGAAGGCUGGGCAGGAAGCUGAUCCUGAGGAUCCGAUGGGAUUUAUUGAUCGAAAUCCGCUGGGGCAUUUCAAUGCGCGGGGACACUUUCGAACGCAGAAGGCGGAAGAUCUGAGGAGGAGGGAGCGGCGGUCGAAGGCGCGGAUGGCAGCGAAGGAGAAGGCGGAUACGUUUAUGGGGGGUGGGGAGUUUGGGAUUCUGCGAUUUGUUGUUGUGUGUGGGAUAUUGGUUGCUGCUGGGGCUAUGACGGGCGUUUUUAAGUGGCCCGGUGCGCCGCUGGCAGAGGAAGGGAAGGCUGGCAAGAAGAGGAAGGAGGCCGUAACUGCGUCCUAA